GGCGGGACUAAGCUAAAGCACCGGACUUCUCCCUUGACCCUUUGUGUCAGUUGUGUUCAAUCGCGAAGAGAGCUGGAGACGGUGUCCUUCCAGUGCAUUUCUACAUUUAUUAAUUAACCUGAACUCAUGAAAGAUGUUUGCGAAAGCCACUAAGAACCUGGUCUCUGAGAUCGACGUUGAUGGUUCCCUGUUCCCAGUGUCCCGUCUGAAUGACUCGGAUGGUCUGGCUCCUCUGGCCCUGGUCAUCAAGAGAAACCGCUACUGGUUUUGGCAGCGGCCCAAGUACCUAACAUCAGACUUCAAACUAAAUGAUGUUCUUGUGGGAGAUCCCAUAAAUCCAGCUGUGGAUGAAACUGAUUUUUUGACCUUUAAUGGCAAAGUUGUGGAUAACAAAAGUGGAAGUGCUGCAGCUGAUUUUGGGCCGGGGACCAUUAAUACGGGGGUUGCUAGCUCCAGCAAACUUCAGUCAUCGUUUGGAAACCUAAAGAAGCAGGAGGUGGAUGUACAGAAUCUCUUACAGGCUUCCAAGUCCAGAGUUCUGGACCUGACGCACUCUCUGAUCAAGCAGACACGGGAGUCUCAGAGGGAGGUGCUGACGCUCGUGAAGGAGCGAAUCGUCACCACUCAGCCCUGCACCAUCACAGAGGACGUUCAGGAAGGUGGUACCUGCACUGGAAUGUUUGGGUUCAAUAAAACCAUAAAGGUGUCAGUCAAUGAUAAAGAGAAGCCUUUUGUCGCGUAUGACACUAAUGUGUCGAUCAACAUCCCUCCCAAAACCACCAUUGCUUACAGUGUGAUUGAACUAGAAGUUGCUCAAACUGGACACUACGAAAUGUGCCUGCUGCCUAAUGUCAAGGGUGGUUUUGAAGUUGACGGGCCAGUGAAGGUGCAGAAAGCAAGAACAGUUAGUGCUGCACCCGGGAAAACAACCAAUAAACUACAGGAAGAUCUGGAAGGACUCCAGGGGCAGCUGACAGUUCUCUCUAAACUCCCAUCCAGCACUCGCUCCUCAUUAUUCCAGCAGAUCUCUCUGCUCCUGCAGGACAGUGCAGCCAUCAGCGUGCUGGAGGACGCACUAGAGGACCUGUGUGAUGGGACGCAGCCUGAACCCAGUGCAUUAGAGAAGGUGCCUGCUCUGAAGGCCACACUGGAGCUUGUACAGAAGACCGCUGGUUCUAGCCCCUCUGGAAAGCAGAAGAAACUCAGCACUCUGACUGCCACCCAUCUGCUCAUCAGCUCCUUAGUUGAGAUGACUGACUCUGCGCUGCUUGAGCUCAAAUCCUGCUGCAGUUACACAACCCUGCAAGCUUUACUUCAUCUUGUGCAAAAUAUGAUUUCAAAUAAGAAGUCCUCUCUGAAAGAUGCUGCUCUGGCUGCGUUAACCGAUGAGAAGGUUUUCAAGAACGUUACAUCACUCUUUGCUUCCUGUAACGUGAAGCUGCUUAAGCAGAAGGACUCAGUUGCUACAAAAAUCAGCAACCCACAGGAUCGCCUUCCUCUCAUACUGUGCAUUGCUGUUAAAGGCUUGGCAUCUCUAGUGCCCCCUGUCUGACUGGAGGACAACCGCAAAGCUAAAAUAUCUGAUGUAAACUGUGGACCAAAGGGCACUUAAAGCUGUGGACAAUCUACUAUAAAAAAUUAUUAAUCCUUAAGUGGCCUUUCAGUUGUUUUAUAGAAAUUUU
This is a messenger RNA of Carassius carassius (crucian carp), 1682 nucleotides long. It is a transcript of the gene gsdmeb, whose product is annotated as gasdermin Eb. Bases 134 to 1552 code for a protein of 472 amino acids. Gene Ontology annotation, biological process: programmed cell death. NCBI's taxonomy places the organism in Eukaryota, Metazoa, Chordata, Actinopteri, Cypriniformes, Cyprinidae. Gene Ontology annotation, cellular component: cytoplasm. The record is from RefSeq and is a predicted model, not a curated record. The transcript is spliced from 11 exons.